Ilex paraguariensis (yerba mate) is the source of this 288-nucleotide messenger RNA. NCBI's taxonomy places the organism in Eukaryota, Viridiplantae, Streptophyta, Magnoliopsida, Aquifoliales, Aquifoliaceae. The record is from the annotation of a GenBank genome assembly.
AUGAGGCUUAUCGGCCAGGUUUUAGCAAGAAUGGAUGUCGAAAAAAACCUUACUGAAUCUGCACCAACUCCAACUGCCACUUAUUGUCGAAGGAAUAAGUCUGAUAAUGGUAGCUUUGUCUCCAAUUUGAGGGACCACCUUCAUGAGUUCAUCCACUCUCCUAUGGAAGAACACAAGGCUUGCUUAAAAGCAAAUUUUCAAAAGAUAAUGGGAAAGUUCUCAGAAAGAACUACUGGCCCCAAAGAAGGUGAAAAUUCUCUGCCCCUUGAUACAACUGUGAAGAACUAG